Pneumocystis jirovecii RU7 is the source of this 1482-nucleotide messenger RNA. RefSeq lists its product as uncharacterized. Bases 1 to 1482 code for a protein of 493 amino acids. Gene Ontology annotation, cellular component: cytosol. NCBI's taxonomy places the organism in Eukaryota, Fungi, Ascomycota, Pneumocystomycetes, Pneumocystales, Pneumocystaceae. The record is from RefSeq and is a predicted model, not a curated record. The transcript has 3 exons. Gene Ontology annotation, biological process: proteasome assembly.
AUGGAGUAUUUACAUCCUGAAGCAAAAAGAUUAAAGGAUCUUCUUCAUGAUGCGAAAUUUAAUUCUAAUGUUCUUAAUUUGCUUCCUUCAGCCUUUGAUGAUUUUUUUUUUUCGAUUUCAGAUUCUACAAGAAAUGCUUCUUUGUGUUUUUUACCUGAACUUAUUCAAGCUUUAUAUUUGCCAAUAGAUCCUUUAUUCAGUAUAAGAGUUUUGGAAAAAUUAUUAUUUUCAAUGUCUUGGGAAGAUUUACUUACAUUAAAUCUUGUUCCACAUAUUUUUUCUGGUCUUGCAUGUGGAGAUGAAGAAAUAGAGUUAUUUUGUUUAAAAAUGCUUUCUAAAUCGGCAAAAACAAGAUUUGCUUCUAAUACUAUUGAUAAAAAUAUGAUUAGUCGUAUAAUUUUGUGUGUGGUUUCAAAAUAUUGUUCAUGUGCAAAUAAAGCUAUAGAAAUAAUAUGUGAUCUUAGUUUUUCAGGUGAAAUAUUUAGAAAAAGACUUUUAUCAUAUUUUUCAGUAUUAUCUUUGGCUGAUUUUUUUUCAUUGGAAAAAUCUUCUUUGUCUAGUUCUACUUUUAUAUCUCGAUUUUUUACUCUAAUAUUAAAGUUUUCGAGUCGAUCAUGUGAAAUGUUUAAAUCUCUUGUUUCUACUGGUCUAAUAGACAAUGUUAUAAAUUUAAGUAAUUCGGAUGAUCUUGUUAUGAAGCUUUGUAAACUCGAUUUUUUAUCAUCUUUAUUAACUGUUAAUUAUACUUUUGAUUGGUUCGAAAAUAAUGGAUAUAUUAAAGAAGCUAUUUCUCCAUUUCUUACAUUUCAAUUUCAAAAUAUUGAUAUUGAUACUGAGCUUUUGAUAAUUCAAUCGUGCAAGUUUAUUGAGUCUAUGAAGUAUAUUCCUUUUAAAGAUUUUCAAAAAAUUGAUUCUCUUAAUAAUUUGAUAUCUAAACUUGUUGAGAAUUUAACUGUUAAAUCAUUGUCUUCGUCCCUUUAUAAGGUCAGCCUUUUUACAAUUGCUGGGAUGUUUAGUUUUUCUGAUGAUUUUUCUGAAUAUAUAUAUUUUAGAUUGACAGAUUUGCCUGGUCUUACUAAAACAGAUAAUGGUUUAAAUGCUUUGCAAUUAAUAUUAUCAAGUCCCUCAGAAAAAUAUACUGAACUUUUUUUUGAACAAAAAUUAUCUUCAAAAGCUAUUUAUGAUAUUAUGAUAUCUGCAAAAUCACCUUUUGAAUCUACACGUCAUUCUGCUUUAUUAAUUUUGAAAGCACUUGUAAAGCAUUCGUGGGGUAUUUUCAAAUGUGUUGGAUUUACUCCAUUAAUGGAGUUUGUAUUAUCUAGAACUGUUGAAGAAUAUUUUGAUAGAAUGAUUAAAUAUGAAAUAGUUAAGAUAAUGGCAGAAACAGGAAAACAUUUGUUAGGACCGUGGGAAGAGAAAGUUUUACAAUAUGUUACGAAAGGCCCAUUUGGUAUAUCAUAUAAGCCUGGUGUUCUAUUGUAA